This is a messenger RNA of Zootoca vivipara (common lizard), 2942 nucleotides long. Lineage: Eukaryota; Metazoa; Chordata; Lepidosauria; Squamata; Lacertidae. The record is from RefSeq and is a predicted model, not a curated record.
AUGGCUUUAGCAUGCUACCCUUUGAACAGUGCAGAGCUUCACCCAUUUAAUAUCGAGGAAAACGGUGGAACACCAUCAACUACAAAAAUGCCUGGAAGACCCCACCAUCACCUCCACCUCCACCACCACCACCACCACUCCAACUAUGGGGCACUUGCUCCUCCUGACAACAAGGACAGCGUGGCUGGCAUGCAAAGUCCAAACAGAGUAUCCCGGCAUUAUGAGGAUGCUUCUCCCCGUUUAAAGAAGAUGGAGGUGGAGACUGCGAAAGUAGGAGGGCCUUGGUCAGCUCUGCACAUCAGCAUGAACAAGGGUGAAGAUAGCAAAACUUCAGAGAAGAGCCUUCAUCCUCCUCCCGUGUCACCUUCCUCAGUACCUGACCACUUUAAAUGUAACAUCCUGAAGGCUCAGGUGGAAGCGGCUUUUCGUGUGGGUCCGCAGGUUGGAAAAGAAGAAACUUCUUUGACAAAUCCUCCUAACACUUCCAGCCUGCAGGACCCUAAUGUCAGAAAUCUAGCCCCUUUAUGGCCAGAGACAACACAGACAAGCAGUGUACCUGAGAAGCAGGAAGUGAAAGCACCGCGGGUGAGGAAACUGAUGAGGCAGUACAGCUUUGAUGAAGAUGACCUUCCUCCAGCGCUUGCAGCAGCAGUUGGGGCAUCGCCACCACUCUCCUCAGCAUCUCCUGGGUCACAGAGAACAAACUCGGAGGGACACUUUCCAUCAUGUGCAAAGAGCCCUACAGAUACUGGAGGUACAUUUGCCUUGGCGCCUGGAGAUCUGCUCAUGGAUUUCACUGAAGCCACACCUAUGGCAGAAUUCAUAGACAACAAGCUACAAUGCUGUGUAGUACAGUCAUCUCCCAAGAUGUUAUCUCCAGUCGCCCCAGCAUCUGGGACAAAGUCUCUGGUGGGAACCUUUCCGACGCCAACCGUGCAGACCAUCUAUUCAUCUCACAAACCAAUUUCUCUGGCAGACAGCGCUGAGACUCUACGGCGGGAACUUGAGCGAGAAAAGUUGAUGAAAAGACUGCUGAUGACAGAAUUAUGAAACUUCUCACUUCUGUCUCGUUCAGAGAAUGGAUUGGGGCCUUUUCUGUGCCUUCCGUCUGUUUACAUUCCUUUGCUCGUGUGUGUGUGUGCGUGCGCAACAUAAUGUAUCAUUACAAUAUGAUAUAUUACAAUCCUGGAUUAAUCAGUUGGCUAAAAGAGUUAAUUCAAGGACUUUCUUUGUAUAUUUGUUACUAUGGCGAGGAUCCAAAGAACCAUGAAACUAGUGGUUCUAUACCCCAUGAAAAAGGGGUUUAGAAUUCAAUCUUUUACCUCAGACAGCAGCCCCUCUCUCUUCCGCAUGGCGAACAGCUUUUCAAAUGGAGAGAAGUUUCAAGAGCUGUUUGUAAGAGGGAACUCGAAUGGAUUGGUAUCAGCCCCUCCAUGAAUCUAAGCAUCUCUUCAGAUCCCAAUCUAUGAUUCUGACUGUCUUUUAUUUCUGCUGAAUGUUAGGAUUUUUAAAAACUACAAAAUCGAGUUGAGGCUAACUUUUGGUAAAUCUGGAAUGAAGAGGAACACUUAGGAACACACACACACACACACACACUGUGUUCUUUUUCUCCUAGAUUUCUCCUAUGUGUAUAUUGCUUUCUAUUCAGAAACAGUAUUCUGUAUAUAUGUUAAUAAUUGCACAGGGAUAAAUAUUAUGCAGAAUAUUUUGAUAGCAUAUACAAAAGGUCAUUUUGUAGAUCUGAAAAUUGCAGGAGUUUACUGUUCGUUUGUUUUGUUUUUUAAACAAAUAAUGGCUGUUUGUUAUAUAAUACUUCUACAUGGUUGCAGGGGAAAGGUGGGGAGGAGAUGUGAUUCCAUCUUACCCUAGGACUGUUAGUUUCCAUAUAAAAAUAAAAGCUGCUUUUUUAAAAUUCCAAAUUUCAAUAUCACAUAAGGAGGAAAUGCACAAACCCACCUACACUUUCAGGAAAUAAAAACCUUGUUAAUUCAAUUUUAUAUUAAAAUAAUACAAUUUUCAGUUAUUCCAGUUUGCUUCCAUUGAUCCCCAUGUUAUCCUACCAAAUACAAUUGAAAAUUAGAUUUUUAAGUGAAAUUCUAAUCCUGCAAACUUCUGCAUGCAAAUUUCAACUUCAAUCAAUUUAUUGUGCAUAGCCAAAGGCCUUUACAACAUACAGCAGAGGGCAGGGCAAGGCUUUCCUCUGAAAUCACAUGACAUUCUGUGGAAAACCACAUUUGAAAUUCUUACAUGCAUAUAAGUUAAGCACGUAUGUAAGUGCUGGUGAAUAUUAAGGCCUUAAAGAACAUACACUAUUAAAGGUCAAGUUUCUUAGAAAACUUUGUCUUCCCAAUUUUAAGCAGUGCCUAAAAGUGUAGUUCAAUUCUGAAACUACCGUUAGUCACCACUUAGAGAAAUGUUUGCAUUAUAUGGUCUGGUAACUCUGUUUUUCUGUUAUAGAUAUAACCCUUUUUCUUGGUACUCUUAACAUCAACAAUUAUUCUGGUAGUCCAACAAGCACUGGGUUACCCAAACCUUGGAGACUGCCAAUAAGUAGAACAGGUCCAGGUCUUUCACACUAGGGUAAGGAGUUAAAACUGAAUAUCUUUUGAAAAUCUACUGAUGAAGAACUUGUGAUAAAAAUAAAAUGGCAUAAGUGUUGGGAGGGCUUCUGUGAUUUGUGGUACCUGAAUAAAUUUCAAAAUAGGCACCAGUAAUGUAAAGCGUCUCCUAAACUCCUGUUUGCCUGAACUGUAUUAAAUAGGUGUUGCCACUUACUAUAUUAAACUGCUGUGUGUCUGAACUCUGUUAAAUAGGCUUUACUCCUACUACACAAAGCACACAAUAGGGGGGGGGUGUCAUUCCAUAUCAAGUGUUCCAACUUUCCCCCCUCAUGUCAUCCAAUUUUCUGCAUAAUUUGUACGCUUGUUGAAUGAUCAAACUAA